CCACCUAUCGAGGAGUAGAAGAUCCAAAGGAGGCGAGGCGCUGGGGGCAGAGUGGUGAGGCGACCGGGGGUACCAAAGCCGUCCCGUCCCCGGCUACCGUCGUCGGCGAUGGCGCAGCUCGUCCUCUCGGAGUGCUGCGGCCUUACGCCGCUCCGCCUGCGCGGGCGCGCCAUUGCGCUGCCGUCGCCUCCCCAGCUCGCCGCGGGGCCGCGCCGCCCCGUGGCCGCGGCCGCGGCCAUCCACCGCGACUGGGCGCUCCGCGUCUCCGCGCCCACCCGCCUCACCUCCGUCGUCGAGGAGGAGAACAGGGGCCCCUCACACGGAGGGGAAGGGGAGGAGGCCGCGGGUUCGUCGUCGGCGGCGGCGGGGGUAGGAGGGGAAGGAGGCGCGUUCGACCCUGGAGCGCCGCCGCCGUUCGGGCUCGCGGAGAUCCGCGCGGCCAUCCCGAAGCACUGCUGGGUGAAGGACACCUGGCGUUCGAUGAGCUACGUGCUGCGCGACGUCGUCGUCGUGCUCGGCCUCGCCGCCGCCGCCGCCCGCGUCGACAGCUGGCUCGUGUGGCCGCUCUACUGGGCCGCGCAGGGAACCAUGUUCUGGGCGCUCUUCGUGCUGGGGCACGACUGUGGACAUGGGAGCUUCUCAAACAACGCCAAGUUGAACAGCGUGGUUGGCCACAUACUCCACUCCUCCAUCCUUGUCCCAUACCACGGCUGGAGGAUUAGCCACAGGACGCACCACCAGAACCACGGUCAUGUCGAGAAGGAUGAGUCCUGGCACCCGCUGCCUGAGAGGCUGUACAAUAGCCUGGACAAUAUGACGAAGAAAUUGAGGUUCACCAUGCCGUUUCCCAUGCUGGCAUUCCCUCUAUACUUGUUUGCAAGGAGUCCAGGGAAGACAGGUUCACACUUCAACCCAAGCAGUAGUCUGUUCCAACCAAACGAGAAGAAGGAUGUGUUGACAUCAACUGCAUCCUGGCUGGCCAUGGUGGGCAUUCUCGCUGGCCUGACAUUUGUGAUGGGGCCUCUUAAGAUGUUAAAGCUCUAUGCUGUUCCUUACAUGAUGUUUGUAAUGUGGCUGGAUUUUGUGACAUACUUGCACCAUCAUGGCCAUGAAGACAAGCUUCCCUGGUACCGUGGAAAGGAAUGGAGCUAUCUGCGUGGAGGAUUGACAACACUUGAUCGGGACUAUGGGUGGAUUAACAACAUCCACCAUGACAUUGGAACCCAUGUCAUUCAUCAUCUUUUCCCACAAAUCCCACAUUACCAUCUUAUCGAGGCAACUGAGGCCGCAAAACCAGUGCUUGGAAAGUACUACAAAGAACCAGAGAAGUCAGCUCCCCUCCCAUUCCACUUACUUGGGGUGCUAGCGAAGAGCUUAAAGAGCGACCGCUAUGUUAGCGACACAGGAGACGUAGUGUACUACCAAACUGACUUGAAAACUAGUUCUUCGGUACAGAGCUCUGAUUGACAGAACAUUAGUCUAUAGCUUAUUUUUCGAUUUCUCAGGAGCCUGGGUGUAACAUCUGACCAGCCUCCCGGGACAAUUGCAUCGUUGAGCCUAGAAUUGCAAAGAAUUAUCAUUUUAAAGGAGCAUAGGUGUAAUUCUUUCGAAUGAUUGAAGACGGAGAUCACCUCUGAUGUAACAAACAUGUGAUUCUUUGGACAAGAUAAUAUAUAAUACAGUAAAGAGCGAUGAACAAUGUCUUACCGA
Molecule: messenger RNA, 1710 nt
Organism: Oryza brachyantha (malo sina)
Lineage: Eukaryota; Viridiplantae; Streptophyta; Magnoliopsida; Poales; Poaceae
Product: omega-3 fatty acid desaturase, chloroplastic-like
Exons: 8
Coding region: 109-1467 (452 amino acids)
Biological process (GO): lipid metabolic process
Molecular function (GO): oxidoreductase activity, acting on paired donors, with oxidation of a pair of donors resulting in the reduction of molecular oxygen to two molecules of water
Source: RefSeq, a predicted model, not a curated record